CUUUCAUGGUUAGACCACCAUUGAUGCUUUAUCUAGUCAGGGGACAACAUAACCUCCGGUUCCAGUGCUAGUUUCACCAGAAAACCAUGCAGACACUCCAUUUUCCUAACAAGACAUACAGCAAGAUAUUGCACAUACCUUCCCUUGGCCUAGCUCUUGUGCUGCUGAUAUGCUUGGCCUCUCCUACCAGUUCCUGCACGGAGCAGGAGAAGGACUCCCUUCUCCAGUUUCUCGGCGGGCUCUCACAACACGGUGGCCUCGAUGCGUCCUGGCAGCAUGGCACGGCUUGCUGCCAGUGGGAAGGGAUCACCUGCAGCACAGAUGGGAUUGUUACGGAUAUCUUGCUGGCUUCUAGGAGUCUUCAGGGGCACAUCACACCUUCUCUUGGGAACCUCACUGGAUUGCUGCGCCUCAACCUGUCAAACAAUCUGCUAUCUGGUGGUGUACCACAGGAACUGGUAUCCUCCAGAAGCAUCCUCAUCGUAGACGUCAGCUUUAACCGUCUCAGAGGAGACCUACACGAGUUGUCAUCUACCCAUGCCCGGCCACUGAAGGUACUGAACAUCUCAAGCAAUUUGUUUACAGGACAGUUUCCGUCCUCAACAUGGCAGGUGAUGAAGAAUCUGGUUGCACUCAAUGCCAGCAACAACAGCUUUACUGGGCAGCUACCAACUCAUUUUUGUGCCAGCUCGCCAUCUUUGGCAGUGCUUGAACUCUGCUACAAUCAAUUCAGAGGGAGCAUUCCCCCUGAAUUUGGUAGCUGCUCCAUGCUCAGAGUGCUCAAGGUUGGCCACAACCGCCUCAGUGGGACUCUCCCAGAUGAACUUUUCAAUGCUACCUUGUUAGAAUAUGUCUCCUUCCCCGGGAACGGUUUACAAGGAACACUUGAAGGCUCACAUAUUGGGAAACUCAGUAAUCUGAGUACUCUUGAUCUUGGAGAGAACAGCAUCACUGGCAAGAUUCCAGAAUUUAUAGGUCAUCUAAAGAGAUUAGAGGAACUCCGUUUAAACAACAACCUCAUGUAUGGGGAGCUGCCAUCGACUCUGAACAACUGCACAAAUCUCAUAACCAUUGACUUCAAGAACAACAAUUUCAGUGGAGAACUCGCCAAGGUUAAUUUCUCCAACCUACCCUAUCUAAAAACUUUAGAUCUUAGGAACAACAGCUUCAGAGGCAAAAUUCCGGAAAGCAUCUACUCCUGCAGCAAUCUAACUGCACUUGGGCUAUCUUUCAAUAAUUUCCAUGGCCAGCUGUCAGAAAAAAUAGGCAACCUGAAGUACCUCUCAUUCCUAUCACUUGUUAAAAACAAUCUUACAAAUAUCACAAGUGCACUUCAUCUACUUAGGAGCUCCAAGAAUCUCACCACCCUUCUUAUUGGGCUCAACUUCAUGAAAGAGACCAUGCCAGAUGAUGACAGAAUUGCCGGUUUUGAGAAUCUUCAAGUUCUAGCAAUAGCAGGUUGCUCAUUGUUGGGAAAAAUACCCCAUUGGCUAUCAAAGCUAGAAAAGUUGGAGAUAUUAUUUUUACAAGACAAUCAGCUAACAGGGCAGAUACCUGACUGGGUCAGUAGCCUAAAAUUCCUCUUCUAUCUAGACAUAUCAAAUAACAGCAUGAUGGGGGAAAUCCCAACAACCUUAAUGCAGAUACCAAUGCUAAGAUCAGAUAAUACUGCAACCCAUUCGGACCUCAGAUUCUUUGAGUUACCAAUUUAUCUAGCUCUGUCACUUCAAUACCGCGUACCAAUGGCUUUCCCUAAAGUACUGGAUCUAAGUAGCAAUAAAUUUAGUGGUAAGAUACCCUUGGAGAUUGGUCAGUUGAGAGCCCUCUGUUCACUCAAUUUCAGCUUCAAUGACUUGACAGGACAAAUCCCACAAUCAUUAUCCAAUCUCACAAGCCUGCAGGUAUUAGACUUGUCGACCAACAACCUCACAGGUGGAAUCCCAACUGCAUUGAACAGCCUGCAUUUCCUGUCAGCAUUCAACAUUUCUAACAAUGACCUAGAAGGGCCUAUUCCAUCUGGAGGUCAGUUUAAUACAUUUCAGAACUCUAGUUUUGGUGGGAAUCCAAAGUUGUGUGGCUCUAUGCUAAUUCACAAAUGUGGUUCAGCUUCACCACCUCUGAUCCACUCAAAACUACGACAUAGGAAGGCCCUUUUUGCAAUCACAUUUGGAGUGUUCUUUGGAAGCAUUGCUGUUCUCUUGUUGCUGGGGCGUCUCCUUGUCUCGAUCAGAGUCAAUGGUUUUACCACCAAAAAUACAAGGGAGAAGAACAAUGGAGAUGCCGAAUCAACUUCAUUCAACUCCAGUUCAGAGCAAACAUUGGUAGUGAUGUCACGAGGCAAGGGAGAAGAAAGCAAGCUCAAAUUCACUGACAUUUUGAAAGCUACAAACAAUUUUGACAAGGAGAACAUCAUUGGUUGUGGAGGUUAUGGAUUAGUAUACAAGGCAGAGCUACCUGAUGGCUCCAAGCUGGCAAUCAAAAAGCUCAACAGUGAAAUGUGUCUUAUGGAAAGAGAGUUCAGUGCAGAGGUUGAUGCUCUUUCCAAUGCACAACAUGAAAAUAUUGUGCCGCUGUGGGGUUACUGCAUCCAGGGAAACUCAAAGCUCCUCAUAUAUUCCUACAUGGAAAACGGCAGCCUGGAUGAUUGGCUUCAUAACAGGGAUGACGAAGCUAGCUCAUGGCUUGACUGGCCAACUCGGCUGAAGAUCGCGCAAGGAGCAAGCCUUGGCCUUUCCCAUAUCCAUGAUGUCUGCAAGCCUCAGAUUGUCCACCGUGACAUCAAAUGCAGUAAUAUCUUACUGGACAAAGAAUUUAAAGCUUAUGUUGCAGAUUUUGGGCUAGCCAGAUUGAUCCUUCCCAACCAAACUCAUGUUACGACUGAGCUGGUCGGUACUAUGGGUUACAUUCCCCCUGAGUAUGGGCAAGCAUGGGUUGCUACGUUGAGAGGUGAUAUGUACAGUUUUGGAGUAGUCAUGCUUGAGCUGCUCACUGGAAUACGACCUGUCUCAAUCCUAUCAACGUCAAAAGAACUUGUCCCAUGGGUGCUGGAGAUGAGGUCUGAGGGGAAGCAGGUUGAGGUCCUGGAUCCAACACUUCGAGGCACAGGAUGUGAAGAUCAAAUGUUAAAGGUGCUUGAAGCUGCUUCCAAAUGUGUCGACCACAAUCAAUUCAUGAGGCCAACCAUCAUGGAAGUUGUCUCCUGCCUGGCCAGUAUAGAUGCUGACCCGCAGAUGCGAAAAUCAGCCAAGAUACAAUAAUGGAUAAUCUUGUAUUUUCGUGCAUGAUAUACAUGUAACUUUCCUAGUUUCGUAGAACUACGAGUUUGUUUGUACUUUGUAUAGAG
Molecule: messenger RNA, 3343 nt
Organism: Triticum aestivum (bread wheat)
Lineage: Eukaryota; Viridiplantae; Streptophyta; Magnoliopsida; Poales; Poaceae
Product: tyrosine-sulfated glycopeptide receptor 1
Exons: 1
Coding region: 87-3257 (1056 amino acids)
Biological process (GO): protein phosphorylation
Molecular function (GO): protein kinase activity; protein binding; ATP binding
Source: RefSeq, a predicted model, not a curated record